AUGCAGCAGGAGGGCCUUGCUGCCCUUCAACUGGGGGCGCUGGAUGCCCCCAGGCCCUACCAGUCCGCCCGGAAGGGGCCCGCCUGCGCCGUGUGCCAGUGCAGCCUCCGCGACGCCCGAGUCUUCCACCAGCGCUACCACGUGUGCCCAGAGCACGCCACAGCCGACCAAGUCGUGUUGCACGGCGUACUGCAACGCUUCUGCCAGCAGUGCGGCCGCUUCCACGAGCUCGAGCGCUUCGCCCCCAGCAUGCGCUCCUGCCGCCAGCAGCUGGCGCGGCACGCCGAGCGGCGGCGCCACCGCCGCGCAGUGGCGGCGGCGGCCAAGGCCGCCGCCCGCACGGCGCCGCCCAGCGGCGCCCACCUCUCAGCCCCCGGCGGUGCUGUGAUGCCAGCCCCGCCCACGGCGGCCGCCCCCGGCAGCGGCCUGCCGCUGCCAGACGCCAAGCGGCCUCGCCUCGAGGGCCCCGAGGCUCAGCUGGCGGCGCUGCUGCAGCAGCAGGCGGCGGCGGCUGGCGUGAAGCUGGAGCAGGCCGAUGCGGGCGGCACGGGCAGCGGCAGGCAGCAGGACGGCAGCUGCGCCAGCGUGCAGAGCACGCACAGCACGCACAUCAACAACACUGCCGACGGACUGGACGCGCUGCUGGCGGCGGCGCAGGAGGAAGAGCAGGAGGUGGGGCAGCAGGCGCGGGCCGCGGCCGCCGCCACCAAGCCCGCCAAGCCCGCCGCAGCGGCCUGGCCGCCCGCCGCCGCGCCGCCGCCCGCGCCGCCGCCGCCGCCGCCGCAGUGGGCGCCGACGGCGCCGGCGCUGCCGCCGCUGCCGCUGCCCGAGACGUGGCAGCCGGCGCAGCCGGCCUGGCAGCAGCAGCAGUGGGACCAGCCGCGCUUCCCUCCGGCGUGGGAGGCGCCGCCGGCGCUGGCGCAGGCGCAGGCGCAGGCGCAGGCGGGGUGGGAGCUGCCGCACUUUCCACCCGCCUGGGAGGUGCCGCAGACGAUACCGCUUUACCUGCCUGCCUUCCGUGUAACAUAUGCGUACUCUGGGCCAGAGGCAGUGAUGUGGCAGGACGGGUGA
Chlorella variabilis is the source of this 1071-nucleotide messenger RNA. RefSeq lists its product as hypothetical. The record is from RefSeq and is a predicted model, not a curated record. NCBI's taxonomy places the organism in Eukaryota, Viridiplantae, Chlorophyta, Trebouxiophyceae, Chlorellales, Chlorellaceae. The transcript is spliced from 5 exons. Gene Ontology annotation, molecular function: DNA binding. Gene Ontology annotation, cellular component: nucleus. The coding region runs from base 1 to 1071 and encodes 356 amino acids.